GCGGACAGCUCAGCAAAUAAAGCCGUGUUGCACUGCCAGGUCCAGCUACAGGAAUUACGGCAGGCUCGUGAUUUUCUAAUUUUUACUCAUCUCUGUCCACUUGUGACUGGAUUUGGAAUUUAAGCUCCCAAGUCAGACAUAUUGGCAUUGUACUGAAAAGUUCAAGCUAGAUUAAGCUAGCCUCAGUAUCCAUGCAGUGCUUGGCAUAAGCAAUUUUCUUACCUGCUCAUCCAGUCUGGGCACUGCAGCAUUUCUGAAUGCUCCUCCUGAAUUGCUCAAAACAUUCACCUGGGCAGAGGUGCUGAUUCCUGCUGCAUCAUGUCAGGAGAGAGCGACUGCACCAGGACAAGUCCGUCAGCAGGGUCUCCAUCAGACAGUGAGCUCCUGCCAGACCGGCCAAAGUAUGUUUGCACCCUGUCUCCUGAUCUUGUUACCAAAGCCCGGGAGGAGCUCCAGGAGAAGCCUGAAUGGAGGCUGCGUGACGUGCAGGCGCUGCGGGAUAUGGUGUGCAAGGACUAUCCCUCCCUGGGGACCUGCCUGGACGAUGCUUUUUUGCUGAGGUUCCUCCGAGCCAGGAAGUUUGAUUACGAUCGAGCGCUUCAGCUCCUGGUGAACUACCACACCUGCAGGAGGACCUGGCCAGAGGUGUUCAGUAACCUGAAGCCAUCUGCCAUAAAGCCUGUCCUGGAGUCAGGCUUUGUCACUGUGCUGCCCCACCGGGACCCGCAGGGACGUCAUGUCGUCUGCAUCCGCCCAGACAGAUGGACACCCAGUAAUUAUCCGAUUACUGAGAACAUUCGUGCCAUAUACUUAACCUUAGAAAAACUCAUUCAGUCCGAAGAGACCCAGGUGAAUGGAAUUGUAAUCCUGGCAGACUACAAAGGAGUCAGCUUAUCUAAGGCGUCUCAUUUUGGUCCUUUUGUAGCCAAAAAAGUGAUUGGAAUUCUUCAGGAUGGAUUCCCCAUUCGAAUAAAGGCUGUUAACAUAAUAAAUGAGCCUCGUAUAUUCAAAGGCAUUUUUGCAAUCAUCAAGCCUUUUCUGAAGGAAAAGAUUGCAAACAGGGUAAGGAUCUAUGUGAUUUUAACAUUAAGAUUAAUGUUUGUAAGUUCCUUGCUUGGCCACUCUUAAGUAAAAAAAAAAAGAAAAAUUAUAAUACUUGACAGUUAGAAAAAUGUUGGUGCCAUUUUACUUUCUGCUUUAAAUUUUAAAUUUUAAAUUUUAAAAAGUAUGCCUGUUGGGAAAAUUCUCUGAGAGACAGAAACUUUGAGGAAGUCAAUACUGCAAAAUAUUAAUGUGGAACUUUAGUACAAUGCUCUGUAUCCAGGACAUUACCCCUGUGGUUGGAUUAUUUGGCCCAGUAGUGUUAUAAAUGAGCACAACAGGCCAUCUGAGCCAAUUCAAAGCCAAUUUAUUAUUACAGAAAAGAGAAAGCAAAUUGCAGCGCUGGGUGACAGGGGAGUCACCGCUCCACCAACUGCCGUGCCGAGGGUUGUUCCGUUCCUCUUUUAUGCCCCCAUCCUUCCUCCUUCCAGUGUCUCUCUGCGCAUGUCCGCUUUGUUGCUAGGGGGGUCUUCUUCUGCCUUCUGGUGGUCGCUGAUGAAGGUCCUUGAUGGUCUUCCUCCGUGCUCUCUCCCUGAACCUAAGACUUGGAACAACUUGUGGUUGAUUAGCUCGGCAGUGUUUGUCUUUUGCGGUUUCUCAAUUUCGCAAGCUAGUUAUCACAUUCCAACUGACAGUUACUUAUUUACAUUAUGUCCCCUCCUGUUUCUAGUGAACAAAAAGGUCAUGUUCCCAUCACAAUUCCCCCCUUUUUCUAUUUUACUCUUUUUGUUCACUGAAUCUGGCAAGCUCCCUUCUGCUGAGUUCCAGGUAGUUCUCUGUCUCCCCUCCAUUUAAAGGUUCAUAUUUCGCCCUAAUGAGCAUGAGGUGGGCAGCCUCUAAUCUUCCUUUUACUAUGUUGAUUAGUUUGUUGAAAAUACAGGGCCCAAAGGUUAAUGUUAAAAUGAAUAAUAUUAGAGGUCUUGCUAUAGUGGACAGGAGUGUUGUAAGCCAAGGAGAGUGGUUAAACCAUGAUUCAUACCAGCUUUGUUGGGCUUCUCUUUCCUUUUUACGUUGCUCCAAUUGUUUUCUAAGCUCUGCCAUUGUAUCUAUUACUAUUCCAGUAUGAUCUGCGUAUGUGCAACAUUCUUCUCGUAAUGCUACACAUAACCCCCCUUGUUGCAAAAACAGCAAGUCUAAUCCUCGUCUAUUCUGAAGCACGACUUCCGAUAGGGAUCUUACUGACUUGACUAGUCCAUCUAUUGCCUUUUCAAUUCUACUCAGAUCCUCGUCUACUGAGACCCUUAAGUCUCUCAUGCCUUUUUGCUGGUUUACUAAAGAAGCUACUCCUGUUCCCACUCCUGCUCUCCCUAUGCCCAAUAGUACGGCCACUGUAAGAGCCGUAGCCGUAAAAGGUUCUCUUUUUGAUAAAUGAUGUUCAGGAGUGAUCUGAUGUUCAUAUACGUACUCCUUUGGGUGGUAUAUGAUCCGGGGAACUAUCAUAACUUGUAUGCAAUACUCAAAUGAUUCAUUAAAGUUAGGUAUGGAUAUACAUGGGGUCACCCCUAGCAUGUUACAUACCUAUUUAGUAUUUACCACGGGGAGAAGCCAUUGAGCUGGUUUUUCGGGUCUAGUGAUUGACAUCUUUACUUGACACAGGUGCUCUUUGUCAGGAGGUAUGUUCCCUAUGCACCUUCCUUUCCCUGUUACUUGGGCUAUUGAUAUUCCUGGAGUUUGCUCCUUGCCUUUCUUCCAGAAGCACUCUCGUGGAUUACUUCCAUUAACCCUCCUAGAUUGUGCUGUGGUUCCCAAAGCUUCAUAAAAAGGUGGAUUAACGGCAUAACACAACCAGCACUCCUUGGUUAAAUUUGGGUAUGUACUGUUGAGGACCUCAAAUGUAGCUUGCAUUACUUUCCACAGUGCACUAUAUUUCCGAGUGGAUUGGGCAGUGACUGGCUAAUUUUCUGAUUGAUUCCAUCCCUCGGUAGAGUUUUCUACUGUUAAAUUAUUGUUACUCCAUUCCCCUUUUUCUUCUUCCCCAAUAAUUACUGGGUUUGGCCCUAUGGGGUCUGGAUCGUGGGGAAUAGGUUCUCGUUUUAUGAGGAAGUGCCCCCCUCGGUCUUUUCCAGGUUCCCAUAGUCUGGCUCCCCAGGUUUUUCCAAUUGUCCAGGCAACAUCCCCCACUUUUUCUUUUGUAACAUUAAUUCUUAUCCCCUGACAAUUUCCCGCAUCCGCUAUCCCGGUGUUCCAUUCUAUACGCGGAGGGGUGCAACCUGUAGGUCGCCAUUCUGCUAUGAUAUAUUCAUCCUUUGUUCCUCCUGGUGAGAAUGGGUAAGCCACUGUUUCACAGCCCCAAUACCCACAGUAAUAUUCCCCAGGGUAAUUACAAUACGACUUUCCUGGGUUAGAAGCUGGGCAAAAGUAAAACCCUCUCUUAUUUAGACACGGACGUAUCCUAAUGAUGUCACAGAGUUGGCAGGCGAAGGAGGGGGGGUUUCCUGAGGUGGUUACCACUUGAAUCACUUGUUGAUCUUCCCAUCUUAUUAAAGACCAUUUAAAGGGUUCAUGACUUGCCUGACUAUCUCCUUGUGCUUCUUUAGUUAAUAACCAUAUUGUUAACAUCAAUGCUAGAGCUGAGUAAAAUCCACUGCCAGCAUAGUGGGUAGGAUUAACUGGCCUAUCGAAUUUUUCCCUUUUUCCAUCCCGAGUCUUUUGGCCCUUUUGGUCAUUGUCUGUAAGUCUUAUUGGUGCUUUUAUUUUGCGAGAUUCCUUUUCCCCACUAGUUAUCCUUCUGC
This is a messenger RNA of Passer montanus (Eurasian tree sparrow), 3833 nucleotides long. It is a transcript of the gene TTPAL, whose product is annotated as alpha tocopherol transfer protein like. Gene Ontology annotation, molecular function: phosphatidylinositol bisphosphate binding. The record is from RefSeq and is a predicted model, not a curated record. NCBI's taxonomy places the organism in Eukaryota, Metazoa, Chordata, Aves, Passeriformes, Passeridae. Gene Ontology annotation, cellular component: membrane. Bases 319 to 1128 code for a protein of 269 amino acids. The transcript has 4 exons.